AUGAGUACCCAUCCAGAAUCAUCUGAUAGGCCCGCAACUACAUCACCGACUGACUUGACAAAUCUGGGAGCUCAAUUGCGUGAAGUUCUAAACCGAUUUAAUGAGCUGAGCGUUGGAAUGAUGGCCCAACGGCGAGUAAUCGAUCAAUUGGUAGCUAGUGGUGCUAGCGGUGAACAGCAUGAGCCCCUACCUCCUGGCCAAUCUGAACCACAACCCAUAUUUUUACCUUAUGUUCAAACCUCUGUUACUUCACAAGUCAUAAACCCACCUGAGGAAGUCUUUACUUAUCCCACUCAUGGCCCACAACCUGCUUAUGCACCUUACAUCCAAACUAACCCUCCUCAUGUCCAAAUUCCCCAAAAUUAUCCGCCAAUUACUAUGAGCAUGCCAUUCGAGCCACAGGGACCUUAUUAUUACUCUACCGCUGAGCCAUUCACCCUAGAUACCGCUGUUCAAGGGAAAGUUGAAACCGGGGAGUCAUCCGCACCGGUGGAUAAGAAUUUGCUAAAGCGAUUGGAUCGGUUUGAGGAGUUUAUAAGGAAAAGCCAAGGCUUGAACAAACAAGGAGGUUUAGACUACAACGAGCUGUGCCUAUUUCCGGAUAUGCAAUUGCCCAUGGGUUUCAAAACGCCCAAGUUUAGCAAGUAUGAUGGAACGGGCAACCCCAAGACGCACCUCCGAAUGUUUGCCAACAAGUUGGGCAAACCAAUAGAUGACGAGAAUCUACCAGUUCGUUUGUUUCCCGAAAGUUUAGAAGGUGAUGCAUUGGACUGGUAUUCCAAUUUGAAACCCGAGGAUAUGAGGACGUGGCUGGACUUAUCAACUGCUUUUGUAAGGCAAUACGAAUACAAUUGCGAGCUGGCUCCAACGAGGACCACAUUGGAAGGAACCAAGAGGAAACCAUCCGAGGACCACAAGACAUAUGCGAAAAGAUGGAGGAAAUUGGCCGCCAAGGUGGAACCCCCUAUGGUUGAAGAUGAGAUUGUUCGUACGUUCAUCAAAGCUCAUGAUCCGCCUUACUUUGAGGAGAUUUUUCGCAUGACCGGGUGUUCAUUUGCAGCAAUUAUCAAUAAGUUGGAGGAAUAUGACGAAUACGUCAAAGCAGGGAAAAUUGUCAAUGUAUCAGCUUUAAAAUCACAGUUGGACGCUUUGCAAGGUCAAAGUAAUAACAGAAGGGAGCCUCAACUCCAGAAGAAAGAGGAGGAAACUACUUUUGUGUGGGGCCAAGGACCAUUUUCAAGACCCAGAUCCCAACGUUACCAGACGUAUUCAUCUCGCUACCCAAACUCACGCCCUGUUUACCAUACUACCACUAAUCACCCUCGACCUCAGCCAAACCAUGCAAGCCCACCUACAAUAUCCUUCCCAAUGACUCAAAACAAUCCUCAAAUUCAACCUCGUCUACCUUAUAAUCCCAGACCUGCUCCACUAAACCAACAGACUUACAACCUUCCUCAAACCAAUAAAAUACAAAAACCUGGUCGAUCUCGAACUUUUGCCAACUUAGGCCGACCCAUGGACCAACUGUAUGAACAGCUCAAGGCUGCCGGUAAAAUAGAUGACAUACCUCCUCCAAACUACUCUCGUCGAGGUCUCUCUUCUGGGUACGACCCUCAAGCCGUGUGUGCCUACCAUUCUGGAGCGCCCGGUCAUUCGACCAGUAACUGUUGGGUACUAAAACAUAAGAUCCAGGACAUGAUCGAAGCAGGAAAUAUAGUGAUUAAGGAAAAGGGAAGAGCAAGGACCGAACAUAAAUGGCCCAGAAUAAAACCGCCUGACCCUUUGGAUAUCACUGUUCAGAAAUUUGAUGGCAGCGAUCUCAUAAAUGUGAAUUUGAAUUUCAAAAAUGAGAGGAGUGGGGAAGAGGCAUCCGAAAAUGUUUCAAAGAAGCCCGAAUGGAAUAAAAGAAGUUCAAGCCAAAUCGUGAUCAAGAUUAGGAAUAAGAAGCAGUUAAACACAGUCUAUCGUGGUCAAUAUGAUCAAGAGGAUUGGUCUGUGAUUACCAUUAAAGGGUCAAAUCAUGACCAUUCAGACAAGAAGGCAAAGCAUUAA
Molecule: messenger RNA, 2052 nt
Organism: Coffea eugenioides
Lineage: Eukaryota; Viridiplantae; Streptophyta; Magnoliopsida; Gentianales; Rubiaceae
Exons: 2
Coding region: 1-2052 (683 amino acids)
Source: RefSeq, a predicted model, not a curated record